AUGAGUUAUCAAUUGCAACGAACUUAUGGAAUUGACUCGACAUACUGGUAUACUCCUGAAAAUGCAAUGCCACCGAUGGUGGGCCAGCUGUUCAUGAAAUCAGAUCCAGAUGAAGUUACGCAGGCCUUUUUGGAUCAAUCGGCGAGCAUUUCGGGUAAUUACUUUUGGCAGACCAUUCGCAAUGUCAGCGUUAUGGUACUGGGACUGAUUUAUACUAAAACGGAUAUCAAUGGUUUCACAGGAUUCGGAAAUAUGUUCCUGUUUAGCGAAAAUCAAAUGGCUAAAUUCUUGGGUAUCGAUCGUCAAACAUGGAGUAGCAAUGGAAAAAAGAUUCUCGAUCUAGGAGCUGGCAAUGGAGAUAUCACGGCACAUUUGAAACCGCUUUUUGAUACGGUGUACGCUACAGAGCUGUCAAAGUCUAUGCGCCGUCGAUUGACAUCAAAAGGAUAUAAACUGCUUAACGCUGUUGACUGGGCAACUACCGACGAGAAAUUUGAUUUGAUCACGGCUUUUAAUCUCCUGGACAGACAUUAUUCUCCACGCAAACUACUUCGGGAUUUGUGGAAGAAGUCUCACGAAUCGAACUGCUACGUUGUUUUGUCGUUGGUCCUUCCUAUCAGCCAUUAUGUUGAAUUCAAUCCAAUUGGAACUGGUACCUGGCCAGAUGCAUUCCUCAAUGUUCGUGGGCGCACUUAUACCGAGCACUUGGAAACAUUGAUUGUUAAUGAAAUCAUCCCUGCCAAUUUUGAAGUUAUACGUUGGACUCGCUUACCCUAUCUUUGCGAAGGCGAUAUGCACAAUUCCGCUUACUAUCUCUCCGACGCGGUUUUCCUUCUCAAACCACUUCCGUCAAAGGAAACUAUCACUCCACCUUCAGACGGCAUGAAUAGAGAACAGUAUGCAAACACUCACCAAGAAUUGUAA
Molecule: messenger RNA, 924 nt
Organism: Caenorhabditis bovis
Lineage: Eukaryota; Metazoa; Nematoda; Chromadorea; Rhabditida; Rhabditidae
Source: the annotation of a GenBank genome assembly